AAAACAGCGUGGACAUGCAGAUCCUGACCCCUCAUGUUUACUGGGCUCAGCGGCACGGAGAGAUUUACCUCCGUGUGGAGCUGAGCGAUGCCAAGAAUGUCAACAUCAGCCUGCAAGAAAACAACACACUUCAGUUCAGAGCACAGGGCCACGGAGCUAAGGGAGAUAAUGAAUACAAGUUCAGUUUGGAGUUCCUGAAACCCGUCAGACCCGAGAUCAAGCACAAGUCCACUGAGCGUCAGGUGGACAUCAAAAUCAGGAAGCAGGAGGAGCGCUGGUGGGACCGGCUGACGCUGCAAGAGAAGAAGCCUCUGUUUCUGGCCCCAGACUUCGACCGCUGGCUGGACGAGUCAGACGCUGAGAUGGAGCUUCAGGCUAAGGAGGAGGAGAGGAUAAACAAGAUAAGCGUGCAGUCAAGAGUUCGCAGUGACCCCUACCUGGGCCUGAAGAAAGGUUACCUGUUCAUGUACAACCUGGUGCAGUUCCUGGGAUUCUCCUGGGUCUUUGUCAACAUGACUGUCCGCCUCUUUAUUCUUGGUCAAGACUCGUUCUAUGAUACCUUCCACACCACAGCUGAUAUCAUGUAUUUCUGUCAGAUGAUGGCCGUGCUCGAGGUCAUUAAUCCCUUGUUGGGUCUGGUUAAGACCGGAGUUUUUCCUGCUAUGAUACAGGUUACGGGGAGGAAUGUUAUUUUGUUCGUCAUCUUCGGCAGCCUCGAGGAGAUGCAGAACAAGUCUGUCGUCUUCUUCGUCUUCUACUUGUGGAGCGCCAUUGAGAUCUUCAGGUACCCAUUCUACAUGCUGGCCUGCAUCAACACAGAGUGGGAGAUGUUGACGUGGCUGAGGUACAGCAUCUGGAUCCCUCUUUACCCGCUGGGGGUCGUAGCUGAAGCGGUGGCUGUGAUCCAGUCCCUGCCCAUCUUUGACGAGACCCGUCUGUUCAGCCUGCCUCUCCCUGCGAUGCUGGGGCACUCUUUAAGCUUCUCCUACACUUUGCAGCUCUACCUGGUCUUCAUGUUUCUCGGACUCUUCAUCAACUUGCGGCACCUGUACAAGCAGAGAAGACGACGAUACCGCUCGAGGAAAAGGAAAGUCCACUAACUGAUCGACACCCUAGCCUCGCACACACUUCGAAGCAGCUGAUUUUUUGUUUUUCUAUUUUCCUUUUAUUUCCUGUUUUCAUUUUCCGUGCACACUGAGGUGAUGUUGGUCACAUUAUUCCUCCACUGUGUGAACUCUUAUCAUGUACUGUAAAUCCUUCUGUAGCAGAUGGACGCAUCACUGCUGGGCAGAUCUGUAUGGGCUGAUCUCACUGCUGAGAGAUUGAAUUGUAUAUUCUAUGACAUUGUCCAGAUUUAUUAACAUUUCCACGCUCGAGGUGUCUUCAUAAAGUCAUGCUUGUGUUUGUUUUUGGCACAUAAAUAAGAGAAGUGAUUUUUCACCAUAAGAGAGGUUGUGUGAUGACUAGUCUUUACCAUGCUAAUGUGAACUCUGCACAAAAAGGCUCAACAGUGGCGAAAUUGUUACAGAAGCUGAAGUUAAGCUUUAUCACCACUUGAAAUUUUAAAGCUGUUGUGUCAGAUGCCUUUAUAAUAAAACACUGUGGCUGCAAAGUAUGAACAGUUUUAUAGUUUAAUUUUUUUUUUCUGGUCACACGAGUGUAUUGCCAGGAUUUAUUUGCAUAAUUGAAUGAUUCACAAUCCUUCAUGCAGAUCCUUACAUUAGUUUUAACAACAUGCAACACGAGCUGUAGUCCAUCAACUCCCCGUCCCUCUGCCAGUUUGCUGCUCUAGCUGAGCUUCAGUUUCCCGUCUCUUCCAGUGACGUAUCAGGGGUGCCGCUGCCCUUCUCUGCCUGCUGUUUCAGCCGCCCCGGUGUCCACCUGUUUUCACUGCUCGGUACCUACAAAACGUGUAUGAAAUAUAAAAAUAUGUGGAGGAGCUGUUCACACCUUAUUUUAUUCUUUGUCCAGGUUUUUUCAUCAUUUACUUAAUUGUUCACCAUUUCCCAGCCGCUGUUUUUUAUUGUUAUUCUGAAAUUGUUGCCAUUUCAUGUGUGUGUUCCUGGUCAUUGUGUGUGUGUGUGUGUGUGUGUGUGUGUGUGUGUGUGUAUGUAUGUGUUUUUGAAAGAUGUCUUUCGUAAAAGUUGUGUAGUGGACACAGCUUGAUAUGGAGUGCUCACUUUUUUUUUGUUUGUUUUGUUUUGGCGUUUGUUUGUUUUUUCCAUGUCUUUACAUCUUAUGCAGGCAAAUUUGGACCUCUGUUGGGUUUGAUUAUAAGUUUG
This is a messenger RNA of Archocentrus centrarchus (flier cichlid), 2282 nucleotides long. RefSeq names its product very-long-chain (3R)-3-hydroxyacyl-CoA dehydratase-like. The coding region runs from base 15 to 1100 and encodes 361 amino acids. The record is from RefSeq and is a predicted model, not a curated record. Gene Ontology annotation, molecular function: 3-hydroxyacyl-CoA dehydratase activity. Gene Ontology annotation, biological process: very long-chain fatty acid biosynthetic process; fatty acid elongation; sphingolipid biosynthetic process. Lineage: Eukaryota; Metazoa; Chordata; Actinopteri; Cichliformes; Cichlidae. Gene Ontology annotation, cellular component: endoplasmic reticulum membrane. The transcript is spliced from 11 exons.